GCGCAUGCUCUUGGGGUCGGGUGACAGAUGACGAUCGACUUCACUGUACAAUACUUUGUGAAAGCCCGCUCUCCCUGGUUGACAAACACAUUUGUGUUGAAGAAGAACCAUGCUUCGAGUUGUGUUAUCCCGAACUUUUCCUCGGAUCUCUGGCAUUUCCAAUUGUCAGUAUUCGGCGGCCGCCAUCCCGGUUCCAAGCGCACAGCCCGAAGUCCAUUAUAACAAGCUGUUCAUCAAUAACCAGUGGCAGGAUGCCGUCAGCAAGAGGUCCUUCCCCACCAUCAACCCAGCCACAGGAGAGGUCAUCUGUCAGGUGGCUGAGGCAGACAAGGCAGAUGUGGACAAGGCUGUGAAGGCUGCCAGGGCGGCCUUCCGGUUUGGGUCACCAUGGCGACGCAUGGACGCGUCGGACCGCGGGCUGCUCCUGAGCCGGCUGGCAGACGCAAUCGAGAGGGACACAGCCUACCUAGCGGAACUGGAGACCCUGGACAAUGGGAAGCCCUAUGCCUUGUCCUACAGCGUGGACGUGCCCAUGGUGGUCAAGUGCCUCAGGUACUAUGCGGGCUGGGCAGAUAAGUGGGAGGGGAAGACCAUUCCCAUCGAUGGAGACUUCUUCUGCUACACCCGUCAUGAGCCCAUCGGUGUGUGUGGCCAGAUCAUCCCGUGGAACUUCCCUCUGCUGAUGCAGGCAUGGAAGCUGGGGCCAGCUCUGGCAACAGGUAACACUGUGGUGAUGAAGGUGGCUGAGCAGACCCCCCUCACUGCCCUGUAUGUGGCCAGUCUCAUCAAGGAGGUUGGUUUCCCUCCAGGUGUGGUGAACAUCCUGCCUGGUAUGGGUCCAUCUGCUGGUUCUGCCAUCGCCUCCCACAUGGAUGUGGAUAAGGUGGCUUUCACAGGAUCUACUGAGGUAGGUCACCUGAUCCAGCAGGCAUCUGGCUCCAGCAACCUGAAGAAGGUCACUCUGGAGCUGGGAGGAAAGAGCCCCAACAUAAUCAUGUCUGAUGCCAACAUGGCGGAGGCGGUGGAACAGUCCCACUUUGCCCUGUUCUUUAACCAGGGCCAGUGCUGCUGUGCCGGCUCCCGUACAUACGUGCAGGACACCAUCUAUGAUGAGUUUAUGGAGCGCAGUGUGGAGCGGGCCAAGAGCAGGGUGGUGGGAGACCCCUUCAACAUGAAGACUGAGCAGGGACCGCAGGUGGAUGAGGAACAGUUCAAGAAGAUUCUGGGCUACAUCAGCAGUGGGAAGCGUGAGGGGGCCAAGCUGAUGUGCGGGGGAGGGGUGGCUGCAGACCGUGGCUACUUCAUCCAACCAACCAUCUUUGGAGAUGUCCAGGACGGCAUGACCAUUGCCCGUGAGGAGAUCUUUGGGCCGGUGAUGCAGAUCCUGAAGUUUAAGACUCUGGAGGAGGUGGUUGAGAGAGCCAACGACACAAAGUACGGCCUGGCAGCUGCCGUCUUCACCAAAGACAUCGACAAGGCCCACUACAUCUCUAGCGGAAUUCGCGCUGGCACUGUCUGGAUUAACUGCUAUAAUGUGCUUGGAGCACAAGCCCCCUUCGGUGGCUAUAAAUAUUCUGGUAACGGUCGUGAGCUGGGAGAGUAUGGCCUGGACAACUACACUGAAGUGAAAACGGUAACGAUCAAGGUCCCUCAGAAAAACUCGUAAAGACGUCUGAACUCUGCCUCCAAUCAAGGAAACUGACCAUAGGAAGGCUCUAUGGAACUAAAUCAGUCUUUAUUUUGUUUAUCACAGAGUUCUCAGUUAUUCAGUUGGACUUUAGUGUUACUUAGCCUCUGUACUCAUCUCUAACUUCAUGUAAAGAAUUUCCAAACAAGAUGAGAAAACAAUUACAGGCAUGGUGCUGUUAGUUUACACCCAGCUUGUUGUACAGCCGUGUCAAACUUCAACAGCUUAUUUUAAGCACUUCAUAGAGCGUGCCAUAAUAUUUCAUAAUAGUUAUUUCAGUCAUUAUGUUCAUCCUGUUUUAAUAUGGUGAAUCCCUGCUACAAUGCAGAGUAGUUUUGUACUAUUGUAGAGUGAAAGUGUGAACUUUCAAUAAAUGCACUUGAUACUCGCUA
Oncorhynchus nerka (sockeye salmon) is the source of this 2079-nucleotide messenger RNA. RefSeq names its product aldehyde dehydrogenase, mitochondrial-like. Bases 110 to 1666 code for a protein of 518 amino acids. Lineage: Eukaryota; Metazoa; Chordata; Actinopteri; Salmoniformes; Salmonidae. The transcript is spliced from 13 exons. Gene Ontology annotation, molecular function: aldehyde dehydrogenase (NAD+) activity. The record is from RefSeq and is a predicted model, not a curated record.